Caenorhabditis remanei is the source of this 1290-nucleotide messenger RNA. RefSeq lists its product as uncharacterized. Gene Ontology annotation, cellular component: cytoplasm. Gene Ontology annotation, biological process: protein transport. NCBI's taxonomy places the organism in Eukaryota, Metazoa, Nematoda, Chromadorea, Rhabditida, Rhabditidae. The record is from RefSeq and is a predicted model, not a curated record. The transcript has 8 exons. Bases 1 to 1290 code for a protein of 429 amino acids.
AUGCUGGAAUUAUCCAAAAAGGAUGCUUGCUAUAGCUGGGGUGACACCAUCCAAGGAAAACUCAACCUGAAAAUCUCUGAUGGGUCUAUUGAAAUCACAUCACUCCGUAUUCUAUUCCACGGGUACGGUAAAAUUCACUGCAAAGGAAAGAAAGAUGAGUUGUUACAAGAAAACAUGACGUAUAUGAAAAAGUUCUCGAAUGCUAUAUCUCACCCAUUGGUGGUUUCGCAACCGGAAUAUUCUAUAGCUAUUGAGGAAACCCUUCCGGAUCAGCUUCCAACAUCUGUUUACAGCUCGAAGGGGUAUAUUCAAUAUGUUAUUCAAUGCACCAUGGAAUACAAAACUGCAGCUGGAACUCCAAGUCUCGUGAAAGCUGUUCGUGGUAUUACGGUAGUUGAGCCUUUGGAUCUCAACAAGAUCUCAAAGACAUGGUUUGAACCAAAGACCGAGUUUGAGCAACGGAAGUUUGGAUGGUUUGCUUGCACUGGCGGCCAUAUAAGACUUCACCUGACCUUUGAGAGAAGCGCAUUUGUUUGUGGCGAGGCCAUCCCGUUUAUUGGGAAAAUAGAAAACAAAAGCGAUCGAAGGAUCGAGAAGGUAUCGGUUUGUCUUAUGAGAAACACAAGAUUUGGGAAUGAUGUGGAGGAAGAUGUUGAGAAUGCAACUGUGGACAAUCAUUUAAUCCAAGAAGAUCUGAUGGCUAUGUAUAUUGAAGAAGGCUGUGUCAAUAAGAUCGACAAAAAAGUACAUAUUCCCUGCACUGCUCCAUCUACUCCACUUCCGAUUCUUUUCCGGUCUGGACAGCUGGACGGAAACAAGUUCCAACUUCGACGCAAGUCGCAACUCGGCAGAUUAUCCCUGACAAGUCAAAAGUCGAGACAAUCAAUCUCCUCGUCAUCAAACAUGCAAAGAAUCUUAGCGAUCACAUAUACAUUUGCCAUUAAAGUGAGAUCGAAUGGAAUGGAUGUUAUAGAUUUGAGUAUUCCGGUUGUCAUUGGGACGGUUCCAUUAAUUGAUCAUGUUAACUCAGGGGACCCCACUGAUCCUCUUGAUCGACCAGUUUACAAUUUGUGUCGUCAGGAUAAACCAAUACCCUUACUUGAUGAAAAAGAGAGAAGUCUCUGCAACAAAGCACAGCUGCAACACGUCAACAAGUACCCAUUCUUUGCUACUCUCCCUACAUCUUCCAAGCAGAGCAAAAAAUUAUGUGUGAUCGCGCAAACAAUCAAAACUGAAAAUCGCAUCAUGAACACUAUACGAAGUGCCGCAGUGGAAGAAGAAAAGUAUUAA